This is a messenger RNA of Onthophagus taurus, 1586 nucleotides long. Its product is annotated as divergent protein kinase domain 1C. The record is from RefSeq and is a predicted model, not a curated record. Lineage: Eukaryota; Metazoa; Arthropoda; Insecta; Coleoptera; Scarabaeidae.
UAUUGCCGGAAAAUGACGCAUGCGCAUUUUAUAGGUUAUAACCCCCAUUAAAAACAACCCCAGUGACGUUUCACUCCACCACUUUUCUAACCUCCUAAGAAACCCAUAAAAACCAUCCAAAAUGUCUUAAAACAACCCCUUUUGAUACUCACAAAGUUUUAAUCGUGAUGAGGAUGAGAGAUUGGAAAAUAUUCUUUAGAAGAUUACGCAGGAUUUCGUACAAAUUAAGAUUCCAUUUUUAUAUAGCCGUAAUUAUAACGUGCGUUUUAUUAUAUUUUGUGUACAAAUGGAAUUAUAUUUGCAUUUUUAUCGAGGCCCCUUUACAAAUCAACGCUGUCUGCGAUUUAUUUUUAAAAGAUUUAGCAAUUGGAUCAUUAUGCAUACCGCUUUGUACAACAAAAGAAGUAAAAACGAUAUCAUGCGAGAACUUUUUAUCAAAUAAAUUAAGUGUUUUUACGAUUGAAUGGCACGAAACGAAGAUGGUUUUUAAAAAGAUUACGAGUAACCCCAGCUCUAUUCAUUGGUACGAUAAUGGGAAGUUAAAAUAUCCAAGCGAAAAAGAUUUUUUAAGAACAAUCCAAGCGAUCGUAUACAACAAAUUAAAUUUUAACAUUACAAUACAAAGCGCGAAUAAAUUAUCACGAUUAAAACCGAAUUACCAAGAAAUGAAUUUGGGGCGCCGACAAAAAGAAAUCGAUAUUUUAUGGAGAUUAUUACAAGACAACGAAUAUUUAAUUUCAAGUUUAUACAUCGAAAGAGACGUUUUUCCACAAUUAAUAGGAACCUGUGGUGUUUAUUACGCCGUUGAAGAACUCGAUCCAAUAUUGGAUACUUCAUCGAUGUGGACGAUAAAGUAUGAUAAACAAGAUUGGGGUGCACGUCUUAAAACGGCCUUGUUAAUAAUCGAGUUAUUAGAUGAAUUAGAAAAUGGGUUUCACGAGCAUUAUCAUUUAUGCGAUAUUAGAACGGAACAUUUUGGUUUUACUAAAUCGAGGACGAAAAUUAAAUUUUUAGAUUUAAUGAGCGUACAUCCGAAAUCAAUAGUUUCCGGUUAUCUACAAACAUCGAUUUCAUCUUGCCGAGAUGACUCCGAUUGCGAAUAUCUAGAUUGUAGAGGACGUUGUAAUUUAUUAACGAAAAAAUGCACUCAAGUCACUAAUAAUAACCUUCAAAUAGUUUGCGAGAAAAUUUUUUUAGGAUGGAGAAUGUCAAAGACGAUUUUGGUGCCGGGUUUGUUGAUGGUGCCGCAUACCCCAUCGGAAUUAGCUGCGAUUUUGAGACAAUGUUCUAAUCCUGAUAUGGAAUUAGGGAAACCGAGGACUGCCGCAUCGGAAGAUAUCAAAAAAAGAUUGUAUAAUACUUUGAUUGAAAUGGAGGAGGUUGUUAAUGGGGAAAUGGAAUGAUUUAAAUUCGCCGAUUGUGAUUUAAAAGGCCUAAAAAUGAUGCCAGUGUGUUACGAACUAGAAAUAUAUUUAUAUUGCUGAUGAUGCGUUAAAAAAAUGUGGGGAAAUAGGGUUUUGUUACGUUUGUAAUUUUUGUAAAUUGUUUAUAAGUUGUGAUUAUAAAUAAAAACAAAUAGAAAAUAA